Molecule: messenger RNA, 3610 nt
Organism: Neolamprologus brichardi
Lineage: Eukaryota; Metazoa; Chordata; Actinopteri; Cichliformes; Cichlidae
Source: RefSeq, a predicted model, not a curated record
AUGCUGUGCUGGGGGAAUGCCAAGGAUGGGCAGUUGGGUAUUGGUGUGGAGAAGAACCCUGUGUUUGAGCCGAGGAACUGUCAUGUGUUCAGUGGCAGGGGAUUGAAAGAGGUCGCCUGUGGAGGACAACACUCUGUGUUUCUUAUGUAUGAUGGCAGUGUGUACACAUGUGGCUCUAACAGCUGGGGACAGCUGGGUCAUGACAAAGCAGGGACUUCCCCAGAGGUUGUUGGGGCUCUGGAUACCCAAAAGAUUGCGAUGGUGUCAUGCGGUCGGGGCCAUUCGAUGGCAGUGAAUGAACAGGGUCAACUGUUUGCCUGGGGAGCUGGUGAUGGGGGACAGCUGGGACUGGGGACCACAGAGACGACUGUUCGAAUUCCCAGGUUGGUCAAAAGACUGUGUGACCAUCGCAUCUCUCAAGUAAUGUGUGGGAAUCAGCACUGCAUCGCACUUUCUAGAGAUGGCCAGCUGUUCACAUGGGGCCAGAACACCAGCGGGCAGCUCGGGUUGGGGAAAGGAGAGCCCAGCAAGCUGUUCCCUCAUCCUCUAAAGUCUCUGGCAGGAAUUCCUUUGGCACAAAUAACGGCAGGAGGAGACCACAGUUUUGCCCUCUCAUUGUCUGGAGCUGUAUUUGGCUGGGGCAAAAACAGAGAUGGACAACUGGGCCUUAAUGAUAAACAAGAUCGUGCCGUCCCAUGCCACAUCAAAUUUUUGAGAUCUCAGAAAGUUGUUUACAUCAGCUGUGGAGAUGAACAUACAGCAGCCUUGACAAAGGAUGGCGGCUUGUUUACGUUUGGUGAUGGCUCGUGGGGUCAGCUGGGUCACGGCUCCACCAAUAGUGAGCUUUUACCUAGACGAGUGCUGGAGCUCAUGGGCACCGAGGUGUCCCAAAUCGCCUGUGGCAGGCACCACACGUUGGCGUUCGUGCCUUCCUCUGGCGUGGUAUAUGCGUUUGGUUGUAACAGCCAUGGCCAGCUGGGAACAGGAAUACUGGGGGAUGCCAGAAGCCCAUUUCCUGUCAAGGCCAGUUUCCUGACUGGAAAAUUCCAUAGAAGAGAAUCAAAACAGUAUACCGUGACCAAAAUCAUCUGUGGAGGAGACCAUAGUUUCUUAUUGUAUUCUAAUGAGCAGACCUCUGUCCCCUCGGAAGACUUCAGAGUGAUUAAUAUUGGCAAAAGUCUCUCACCAAUCAGUUAUGAAAGUUUGAAUUCGUUGAGGCUGAAACUGAUGUACAACACAGACUCUAGCGUCACAAAUGACGUCAUAGUUCAGCUGUCCUCGACGGCGUGCUGGAAUGCCAGCUUCUUGGACCAAAGUGAUGAUACCCAUUUCAAAACCAACCCAAAGAUCCCAGGCAUCGAUCUCAACUCUGUCAGAAUGCUGUUUGAGACUCUGAGCAAACCAGCUUUCUCUGAACUCAUGGAGCAGGCCACCAAGAGUUUUGAGAGCCUGCUGAUCCCUCAGCUGCCACGCUCCCCUCCUGAUGUCGAGGCCAUGAGGAUCUACCUCAUCUUGUCAGAGUACCCGGCCCUGCAGGACUCCAAAAACUACAUCCGCCUCACUAUACCCCUAGCAAUGGCUAUUCUGCGGCUAGAUGCCAACCCCAGCAAAGUAUUGGACAACUGGUGGUGUUUCGUGGACGGCAGCGUGUUCACCCGAAUGGUCGACAUGUACAAGAGCAUUGUUGUCUUUAUGCUAACUGGAGGCAAGACUGUGCUCGUGCCCAUGUUCUAUGAGAACUAUUUUCUUGCUACUCUUCGGCUGCUGGAAAAGCUUCACAAGGUAAACUUGAAGGCACAACACGUGGAGUACAACCGCUUUUACAUCCCAGACAUCACCAGCCUCGUGGACAUCCAGGAAGACUACCUCAAAUGGUUUCUGAGUAAAGCUGAGAUUAAAGUGGGAUCAUCCCCUUCACAGAGUGACUUUCCCGCAGUAAACCUAUGUGCCUACCCGUUCAUACUGAACGCAAAAGCCAAGACAACCAUGCUGCAAACUGAUGCUGAACUGCAAAUGCAGAUGGCAGUAAGCGGUGCAAACCUACACAAUGUCUUUAUGCUGCUCACACUGGAACCCCACCUCGCUAGGAACCCUUACCUGGUGCUCCAUGUGCGCAGGAGCCAUUUAGUAAGCGACACACUACGCGAGCUCACCAUGUACUCUGACGUGGACCUCAAGAAACCACUCAAGGUGAUCUUUGAUGGAGAGGAGGCCGUAGACGCAGGCGGCGUAACUAAAGAGUUCUUCCUGCUGCUGUUGAAGGAGCUGAUGGAUCCCGUGUAUGGGAUGUUCACUCAUUACAAAGAGUCCAACCUGCUCUGGUUCUCAGAUAAAUGUUUUGUAGAGCAGAACUGGUUCCACCUGAUCGGGAUCAUCUGCGGUCUGGCCAUCUAUAACGCCACAGUGGUGGACCUCCACUUCCCCCUGGCUCUCUACAAGAAGCUGCUCGAGGUGUCACCCACGCUGGAAGACUUCAAAGAGCUCUCACCCACCGAAGCCCGGAGUUUACAACAGCUUUUAGACUAUGAAGGAAGUGACGUGGAGGAGACGUUUCUUCUCAACUUUGCUAUCACCAGGGAGAACUACGGGAUGACAGAAGUCAAGGAGCUGAUUCCCGGAGGAGAGAGCCUCGCUGUGGACAAAAACAACAGGAAGGAGUUUGUGGAGGCCUACCUGUGCUACGUGUUCUCAGACUCGGUGGGGGAGCAGUACUCUGCCUUCUCUGCUGGUUUCCUGAAGGUGUGUGGUGGUGAGAUCCUGUCUCUGUUCCAGCCCUCCGAGCUGAUGGCCAUGGUGGUCGGCAAUAAUAACUACAACUGGGAGGAGAUGGAGAAGAACGCCGUUUAUAAGGGGGAGUACACCGCCACUCAUCCAACAGUCAGAUUGUUCUGGGAGGUUUUCCACGAGUUCCCUCUGGAAAAGAAGAAGCAGUUCUUGUUGUUCCUGACCGGUAGCGACCGCAUUCCCAUCCACGGCAUGGAGAGCCUGCGCAUCAUCAUCCAGUCUACCACAGCAGAGGAGCACUACCUGCCCGUGGCCCACACCUGCUACAACCUGCUGGACAUGCCCCGCUACCAGACCAAAGAGAUCCUGCGCCGCCGCCUCACUCAGGCCGUGGAGCAGUACGAGGGCUUCAGCCUGGUCUGAGGGGAGUCCCAGGGGAGACUUAACGCACUUUAACAGCAAUACACCCCCACGUGAGUGUCAAGAGUGUGAGUGGGCAAUUUUUGGACACGGGAGGGUCACUCUGUUUAUAUAUGGUCUAACAAGAUCGUUAAGCAUCUUGAAUCUUAAAGGUCUAUGUAUGUAAAUGCAGAGUGUUAUUGCUUUUUUGCUUUGGGCAAAGUUCCUCAGCCUUCCAGGACCAUUUAGAGGGGAAUCAAAUGACUGAUAGAUAACAGCCAACAUGGAAAUUAACCAAAAAAGCACUAAAUGGACUAAAAUGUGCAGAACGACCCUGGAUUAUGAAAACUUCGGGACCUAAAAACCAGGACCAGAGAAGGUUGAGAAACUCUUAAUUUCUUUUUGCUUAGUUUUGUUUGCAAAGCUGUGUAUUUUAUAUUCCUUAAAUUCUAUUUUUAAUCAUUAAAGAAUCAUGUUAUUACCUUGA